Molecule: messenger RNA, 9223 nt
Organism: Amoebophrya sp. A120
Lineage: Eukaryota; Dinophyceae; Syndiniales; Amoebophryaceae
Source: the annotation of a GenBank genome assembly
AUGCUCCUGCGGAAAGCGCGCAUUGGCAUGUACGACAAGGCGGACGAACUCUCGCAGCCCCUCGUCCUCGAGCAGAUGGAGAAGAUCAACUUCGCCUGGAGCGCGCCGCAGCAGAGCCAGGAAGACGAGCAGUGCCUGAAACUGGAGGUGCUGGUUCACGGCGAUUUGGACAACGACUCGGACGAAAACUUUUCGGUGCAGGAAGAGGUGGAUCGCUGGAACGCCGCGGCGGUUUUCAACAUCGGGCGGGUGCAGACCCACCCGGAGAAGCUCUUGGCUCCGCGACGGCUGCCCCAGUUUUCCGACCUGGAAGGCGCGGAUUUGUACAGCACCGGUUUUUUGGAAAGGCAGGCAAACAAGUUCGUGGCCGGCAUCAACAAGCACGCGAAGGGGGCAAUGAGCACGUUGCAGCCGUCGGCGGUGGUCGCAAAAGCAACCAAGGCAACGGAGACGAUCACGAAGGCCCCGGUAUGAAAUGCAAAAAUGUCUGGGUCUGGAAGGUUAGAACUUGUCAUGCUAAAUCUGAAUGAUGCAAAAAUGAAAAAUCUGUAUGUUGGGCUGUCGCGCUCGGCUAGCUGGCCGGGCUGUACUGAUCAGGUGUGGUGGGUAGCUCCCGACUGGUUGGCACUUUUCUUGGGGCGACUUGCCGUGGUAGCGCUCGGCUUUUGUAUGAUGAGGUUGCGGUUGCCGAAAGCGCUUCCUCGCCCACCCCCUGGGGAGGGGAUCCUUGACCUGUGGCGCUGGGAGAGGGUGUCCACUACAUGAUGAUGAUGAUCUGUGUUGCGUGAGUGCCAAAAGCUGUCCGCUUUUGACCAAGUUGAGAGGGAGUUUCUCAUGUAGGAAAGGCAUGAUAGAGACCUCAAAAAAUCUGUGAUGCUGGGUCUCGCAUUCCAGACCUCAUGGGUCAUGGAAAACCUGCGUCACAAAUCUUGCAUUCUUCCAGACCCAGACAUUUUUACAUUUGAUACCCGGGAUUCAUGUACAACAAGACCAGGCAAGGAAUGGACGUGGCGGCGACCAGAGUGAACAAACUGGGCGCGAAAUUCAACCGCCUACAAACGGGGGAUGGCGAGGCGAUCAAGGAAGACGUUUCUUCUACGGCGGAGCAGAACAGCGAACAAGCCGACAGCAAGCGUGCCAUCGAGACGCGUGAAGUCAUUCUAGAAGUAGAGGAGGGACGAGCAACAGUAGAGGGGACAAUGGAAAAUGAAGGACCCGACGACGACGAGGACGAUCCGAGACGCACUACAAUAGCGGGACGAGAAGGCGAGCACGCGAUCUUAGACGCAGCUGCAGAGGGAGAAUCUGUUGCGAGUUCUGUACCGGAUUCCACUUCUCGCAUGCAACGAUUGCAGAUUCCCGAUGCGACGGCGGUUGUACCUCGGCGGAAUAAGCCCACGAUCGCCGGAAGCGAGCAAAGCGUACCCACUGCACCAAUUCUGGAAACGCUCCCGUCGCAGCAUCGUCACCGGAUCCGGGAGCGGGCACUUAUUCGCGACACUGGUCGCGUCACGUACAACCUCCGGCGCGAAGAAUUUUCGGUAAGCACGGUGGUGAAUGGCGGAACCCGCGAGGUGGUGGUGUACCCCUGGAUUCUGUUCCGAAACUUCAAGAACGACGAUUUGUUUGUUGCCCCUGGUCUCCACCGAUGGCGGAGGCAUCAUCUCCACCGGCGCCGCUCUUCGGCAAGGUCGCCAUUGCUAGACCACGCGGAGGAGCGUAAUCUUGGAACAAGGACGACGGUCAUGCAGCACGUCCUGUCUACUUCCGAGGAUGGAGACACGGAGGAGUCAACAAGUAGCGAAAGCAGCGGCGCGAUAGAGGUAUCGGAGGAUGAGGAUGCCCACGCACUGGCGGUUGGGGGCUCCCCACCGGGGUCGCCCGACAGUAAGAGUCGCGGCAGCCUGUUCAUGAGUCCCCCGAAGACGCCCGGUGCUAUCUCGGGGGGUUCGCCGUUUUCCUUGGGGGGGACCAAUGUUGCCAAAACCGACGCAAAAAACAACCAACAGGCCAUGAGGCGGCUCACGGCGCGGAUGGACCCGUCGGCUAUGAAUCUCAAGGCAAGCGGGGGUAAGAACAAAAAAAACAAAAGCAAUAGAGUUCCAUCAAAAAAGAAGUCUCAAAGACCACCAUCCACUUCCGCUCCGCUUGCUAUUUCGGGCACAACAAGUCCGACCGCGGCUGCUCAAGCGCAUCAGCACGAACACCGGCGCGGCCACGUGCUAGGGGCGGACUGGGUGCCGGCGGGCGGGUCCGCGGCGUUUUCGACGCAGAAGAAGCCAGCUGGGAACGUCGGUCUCGCACUGUCAUUAGCGAUGACGGGGGAUAUCUACCGGCAGGAUCAGAGCAACUGGAGUUACCCAAUGGUGAUACCGCACAGGCCCGAGCGAAGCUUUUUCCGCAAAGUUUCCGCCAACGUCAUGGAAGACCCUUAUCUGGGACUGCUGAAGAAGUACCACAUAAACCGGUGGCCCUUGUCGCUUCAAGCGCCAAAAAGGCCGACUGCCGGAGGUGCUGGGACAUCAACUGGUGGACCAACGGAAGCAGGAGAUACGACCUCGCGCAGGCACCACCAUCACAAACACAACCACGCUCACUCGCACAAGUACGAAAAUGUUUUUUGUUUGAAUGUUUGCCUUUGAUUUCCUUGUCUGCACACCCAUGGUGUUUUAGACGAGACUUGAACGUUCUAUGAAAAUCUACGCGGUCACCAGCAUCAUCAAAAAUUUUUUCCACACGCACAGACACAACCUGUACCUGCAAAAGAGCUACAUUUUUCGACAUCCCAACUGCCCCCUACGGCCGGACGCCACCUAUCGCACCGCGUCCGAGUGGGACGUCACCAAGAUGUGUCUCUCCUACGACCAGCGGCUUGAGUGUUGGGUUGUGGACGCCGUCGACGCAGUGAUAGAAGCCCCGUUUUGGCUGGAAAACCACACCGACCGGCCCUUGUACGUCAAAGAGCUCUUGUUGAAAGAGGACACCGACGAGCCGGACGAGGAGGACAUGCCCGAUGGCAGCCUCGGGCAGCUUCAGAGCGGACUCAACGACUUCACGAAAGCCGCAACGAACCUGAUAGGCAUCGGCGCAAGCGCCAUGGGCGGGGGAGGUGCACCUGAAAGUGGCGGGAACAGUCGCGGAGGGGGAGGUGCGAAUUUGCCGCAACAGGCAAUAAAGGAGAGCUUAAGCAGGGGAGGGCGGACAGGCAUAUGGAUGAACAACGAAGCUAACGCGACCUUGAACAAGCGCAGUGCCGCCUUCAAUCCCCAGGGACGGAUUUCCGUCGCAUCCACGGCUGCUGGUGGACCACCCGUGCAGAGCGCGGAAUUGGCGGACAACGCCGCCGGUGGACUCUGGGGCCGAGCCCGAGCGAUGCAACAGGCAAAGCAAAUGGACAAGAGCAAUCCGCACUUUCGACGACGUACGCUAAACGACGCGCCGCUUGGGACCGAGCUCCCACGUAGGCUCCAUGGUGUCGGCGAACCCGUGCCUUUUGCGUUCCACCAGCCGCACCAAAUCAAGGAUCCGCGCAGCUAUGAGGCGCACGUGCAACGGACCAACGGGCAGGUGGAGAACAACACGAGCGGUCGCGUGCAAACCAGCGCCGCUCACACCUCGGGGAAAGCGGUUGUCACGUUUCGCGACAGCGAAACCAAUGGGUGGAUCAGCAUAGAUAUUCCAGUUUUGCCCUAUGUUCGGGACAAGGAGCUCUACAAGGAUACAGGCGGGACCUUAACCUACUCCGUACUGAAAACACCUCCGGACCGGUCCCGUAUUCACGCGCAGGUGGCAGCGCGCAUGGCAAACCAAGGGGCGGCUGCCAGUGCUGGCAGCAAUGGCUACAGUGCCUCGUCUUUCGUUGACCCGUACUCCCCGUUAUCGCAUGUUGGAAACGCGCGCGGGGGCAUAUCAGAUGGAACUGCGAAAGUAAACCCGUCGGUGAGGAGUCACCCACCAGCCCCACCAGACAGUUCGAACAAACCAGCGCGAGGAGCAAGUAGACCCUCGGGUGGAAAAAGUACUAAAGCGUCUGAAUCUUACGGGUAUCCUGUGCUCUUCAACCGCACGAUUAUCUUCAAGUUUGUUAAGCACAAACAGGUCCGUCGCAGCGCGAACAUUGCGAACAAGGCGUCCACCUUCGCCGACAUAGCAAUGCAGGCAAAGACCUCUGUGAUGCUUCCAAAGAUCACCGCCCGGCUGCCAGUAAAAAUGCAUGCGAAAACCUUGUUCCAGUCGAUUGCGCGACGGGCCGCGAGUCUCGCGAAGACCAAUCAGUCGGUGAUUGGCGCACAGACCGACGACCUCGAAGCUUACGCAACUUCCCCGGAACGGCAAAAUAAGGGGGCGCGCCUGGUGAGCACUGCAACUGGAGGGACGAACGGCGCACAAAUGCAGGACGGAACUGGCGGCAACGGCGGUGCGCAAGCCGGACCAAACGCGACAACAGGCACGAGGCGAGGCUCCGGCGCACAGAAAAUGCUGAAUCGCUUUGCGUCCCACGUUUUCCAGAUACAGCGGGGUAAAACCAAUUCGCUUAAAGGCGGCGGGCAGCCUGCCUUUCAUCGCCAAAUGACAACAAAAAUAGCUAGGUCGGCAGGGCAAUCGGCUAAAGUCGGAACUGGUGCGUUCAAGAACAUAGUGCGCAAAACGCAGCAAAUGCGAACAUCGAUGGAUCCGACCCAGAUGCUGCAGGCCUUCGUGACAAAGCUCCAGGACAGAAGACAAAGACUCCUGCAUGUGCAUGCGUUGGGUGACGCAAUCGCGCGCGCACGAAAUGACCAAACCUAUCGGCAGUUCAUCGCACGCCUGGACGAGUCCUACCUGAAGCAGAUUGUGUACUUGGCCGGCGUCGGCUUUUCGAUGAACGACGCCGCGCCCCGGGAGAUCGGCUACCUUUUCAUCGAGCGCAUCCAAGUGGAAAACCGCAGCUACGACAUCGCGCAUCUCCGGGACCGGCGGUUGACUCAUCAACUACAGCGCCAGAUCGAACACCACGAGCGGAUGUCGAGGCUUUCGGAACAGGAUCCCCACGACGCUGCCAUCCAGCAGCAUCAGCACGUGGACACAGCAUCUCCAAUCGGCAGCUCGAAGGGCAACAAGCAGGACGGCGCUGCAGCCAGCACAGCGACCGGAGCUCCUUCGAGUAGUGAAAGGGCCGGCGGUGCAGUUGCUCUAUCGUCGGACAUAGACCGGUUCACCGGCGAGGUUUUGGCUCACGAUCCGCAGAAGACCUAUCCGCUGGGCAGCCAGAACUGGGCUUUAACCGUGGGCGCACUCCAAUUCGAUACGUACCACGGCGCCACCAAGCGCAACGUGAUAUGCGUUCGCAGCCCGAUCCUGGAGCAAGCCGGGGCUGCGUCCCGUUUGUGGAUGCAAAACGCACUGAACCGACGCCGCGCGAGGGACGAGGAGAAGCGGCGCAAAAAACUUACGAGGCUUGCAAGAAAAAACGCAGCCACCGGCGCGAAGAGAAAAACGCUGCAAGCAGGCGCACCAGAUGAGGUGCCUCUUUCACCUCCGGGAGCAACAUCUGCUCCUCAGAUAGAUCCUCGGCUGACGGUGGCGCACAACAACAUGGCUUCUCCGGGAUCGGCAGUAGGCCGUUCGUCUCCACUCACCGCCGGGCGAUUGAGUUUACAAAGUCAAAGCCAGUCGCCGGGGAGUUCCAUCCCUGCAGCCCCGCGCGCCAGCGCAAACAACGUGUACAUUGCCAACCAACAGACGGUCCACAAAGAGCGCUCGUCGGAGCAGGAGCGGCUCGGGGAGGUGGACAAGCAGCACACGCUCGGCGGGGAGAUUUUAUCGCAAGUGGUUUCGGCUCCGGGGAAAGUCGCCCGCGUUGUCCUUCCCGAUUUUAUUCAGCGCAAUCUGAAUCCCUUUCCCACGAAAAACAAAACGCAGGAACAGGACCUUUGGAUGCGACGUCUGGCGGAGCGCAGCGGUUCUCUGUUGACCGUUGCUGCAGCCAUGCGGUACCAGGGCAGUAUCGUUUGUCUCGAGUCCUUCCACGUGCACACCAACCGCCUGAUUCUCAACAUUGAUUCCGGCUCGAUCUACAACAUUCUCCGGUUCGGCACCGCACUGGGCCAGAGUUUGUCCUCCGAUUUCAUGGCGUUGCAGAGCAGCAGCGCGCUGAAGCUCCGCGGGGGCGGCUUGGAUCCGGAUUUGAGCGAGCCGAGUGUCGCGACGACGGACGGCAGCCUCACAAGCUUUCCGACGCCGCUGUUCAUCACGAAGUUCUACAUGUCGAAAAUCAAACUGGUCAUCAGCGUACGGUUUUCCGGUGCAGAGGAGGUACGCGGCAUGGCCUCCUACAACGAUAGCGAAAUCAUGAAGGCCUACGAAUCCGUCGCAAAAGCGCUGUUUUUGGUCGACAUACAGGUAUCUUUGUUCUUUCUCCUUGUAGUUACCCGUUGUGUUUAUGCCUCCGGCAUGACUGUAUCUUUCUACUUAAAUCUCUCUUUCGUUUCUCUCACUAUGGUCGCCAAGAGCAGAUUCAAUCGCGUAGCUCACCUCGACGAGGUACGGAAAAAUAUUACAACUGUGACUUCCAACAUCAUGCAGGACACUCCCUUUGCGCUUGGUGCGCUGUCGGGUUCUGGUGUUGCCGCCAUCGAAAUGGCGGACAAGUUUUUGACGAAAGGCAGCGAGGACCUGCAGGCUAAGAUCGGGAGCAGCAUUUUUGCUUCCAUUCUCUUCCAGAGCAUCAUGAUCUUGGGAACGCCGAGCGCCUUCGGCAACAUUCCACAGAUAGGGCGAGCGUUCGUGAACGGUUUUGGGAUCGUGCUGGUGAGUAUCGGGCACAUUGCCACCGUCGUUCGACACCCACAGCUUCCGAUUUUGUCGAAAUUCAAACUGAUUCUGUAUCAGAUUGCGCAGGUUUUGCGACGCGCGAUAGCAGCGUUUUUCUUAGUGAUUCGCUCCGGGAACAACUCCGCUACUGGGAUUGGGCUGUCUAUCCAAAAGGGGUUGAGCCGGAUCUGUCUCGGCGCGCGAGUUCGGCUCCCCAGUGCGGUGACCAAUAUCAAUCAGUCCAGCGGGGUCGGGACCAUCUCGCUCAAUGUGUACCACGCAGUGAAGUACUCGGCGCUGUGGUACGUGGCCCGGACCAUUUUAUGGAUUGCAAAAAAGUCUGGGUCUGGAAGAUUAGAACUUGUCAUACUAAAUCUGAAUGAUGCAAAAAUCUGUGUUGCGUGAGUGCCAGAAGCUGUCCGCUUUUGACCAAGUUGAUAGGGGGUCUCUCAUGCAGGAAAGGCAUGAUAGAGACCUCAAAGAAUCUGUCAUGCUGGGGCUCCCAUUCCAGACCUCAUGGGUCUUGGAAAACCGGCAUCACAAAUCGCGCACUCUUCCAGACCCAGACAUUUUUGCAUUUGAUACAUUUAUGCUUGGUACGACUCGCUGGAGCGAGCCUGGUACAAGGGCAGCACGGCGUAUCAAAUGUAAAAAUGUCUGGGUCUGGAAGAAUGCAACUUGCCAUGGUAAAUCUGAAGCAUACAAAAAUCUGUGUUGCAUAAUUACCAAAAGUCGUCCAGUUUUGACCAAGUCGGGAGGGAGUUUCUCACGCAGGAUAGGCAUGAGAGAGAUAACACAGAAUCUGUGAUGCUAGGUCCUGCAUUCCAGGCUUCAUGGGUCAUGGAAAAGCUGCAUGACAAAUCGCGCAUUCUUCCAGACCCAGACACUUUUACAUUUGAUACGGCGAACUGGUUGUACUUUGUCGCCCAGUUCUUCAGUCUCGGCCCCCGCAUGUUUGUGUCGGUGUUCGCGGGGGCGGUGCUGACCAUUGCGAAGAUGGGGAUCAUCAACGAAAUCGUCCUCGGCUACCUGGUCACCGCGUUUUCGCCCCUGAUGAGCCGCUUGAUCAAGGACCCGCCGGAGCAGCUGCGGCGGCUGCACUGCUUCAAGGGCGGACAGUUGCAGAAUUACGAUUCGCUAGCCUGCGGAGCCCUCGAGGUGGUCCGAAAAGAGUGCCGGGACGUGGACCGUCGGUUCUGGACGGUUUGUCCACUGAGCAAGGCCACUUUCGUCAUUUUAGAGACCGGGGCGAUGUACUACUGCCGACGGCAUGGACGCACCAAGGGCAGGCGCAUACUGGACGGGUCGCACAAUUACAUCCUCGAUCGCUCGGAGCAGAGCGCACAGCCGCCGGGUGCGAAUGUUGCAAAUAAAUCGUCGUCCGAACUGCGAAGGUUUCUCAACCGGCAAGAGGGAAAAAAGCCGGUGCUCGGUGGCGGGCUCGCGUCUCCCAUUUCUCCCAAGAGCCCCGCCACGAGAGGGGAGGACAAUCUCUCAGAAGCCGGGAGCGCCGCGGGUGUGGAAAAAAGAAAGUGCUGCAGCUGCAAGAGUAGUUGCUGCAGCAGCGGUGCCAACCGCAGAAAGCUGAGACGGCGCGCCCACCUCCAGCAGCAGCACGGCACGCAGAUCGUAUGGCGACUGGCGGACACAUUCCGCGUGCAUCGCGUGGCGCUCUUGCAAAAAGACCCCAGCAUUGUGCUCUUUGAAGGCGUGGACACGAAGAAACGACGCAGCAAGCGCGGAACCCACUUGCUACCAUGCGAAACAGAGGAGGACGCGCUGGUGCUUUUUAGCCACGUCUUGGAGCACCUCGGACCAAUCAACGCCCUACGACAGUCGAAUCCGCACCAAAGCUGAGACUGUUUGAAACACUUUCCGACACGCAGUUUUCCCGCAGUGGCGGUUUUACUGUGCCAGUGCGAGUAGUAUCGAUGAGAAUACAACGUCUGCGGCUCUUUCUUUUCUUUUCUAGUUCUCAUGCAUUUUUUUUUUUCGCGAAGUUACUUUUUUUUCGCAUAAGCUAAAGCACAAGCAGGUUUAAUCUGCAUGAGAAUCGUCUAUUCGUAUUUCCACUUUCACUUUCGUCUAGCGAAAUAAAAGUCACGCGUACGGCUAAAGACCAUCAAACCGCGAAAGAAAAGACACUGAAACUUUAUACUUUUCCAAUCAAAUUUGAACACACAUCUUUUUGAAGAGACAAGCAUAAUCUUACCUCGGUUCUUUGGUGCUCCGAAAAAUCAAAAUCUGACUUCUUUGUGACCAACGCUCGUGCGAAACGGAAGCUUACUUCAGCAGCAAAAAAAGACCGAAACAAAACUCAGCUGCACCUACUACGACAGGCAGCUUCAUUAGCGUCGUUGGCGGACCUGCGGUGCGGCUGGUAAAAACAAGAAGCAGGGACGAAACGGGGAUAUAGGGUGCAGUUUCCAAC